Molecule: messenger RNA, 1545 nt
Organism: Filobasidium floriforme
Lineage: Eukaryota; Fungi; Basidiomycota; Tremellomycetes; Filobasidiales; Filobasidiaceae
Exons: 5
Coding region: 187-1329 (380 amino acids)
Biological process (GO): mitotic spindle organization
Cellular component (GO): protein phosphatase type 2A complex; nucleus; cytoplasm
Molecular function (GO): peptidyl-prolyl cis-trans isomerase activity; protein tyrosine phosphatase activator activity
Source: RefSeq, a predicted model, not a curated record
GUCGAGACGGAGGGUCGCGUCGAGGGGGAGGAGGAGGUCCUGAGCCUGCAACUUAUAUACUAUCCUUCGACAUCGAUCUGGACUGACAAUUACAACAAACGACGUCAUCCAACCACAUCCAAUCAUCCACAGUAAUCCGGGGUCAAGGUUGAAUCAACCUGUAUUCGUGGGGACGAACAAGACAAGAUGACCUCUCCUGUCCCUUCAACUUCAACAGGCUUCAGCAGGAUCCAGACGGACCAGGACUUGGCCGAUUUCAGGAGAUCUCCGGGAUACUUGGACUUCAUCAGUUGGAUACAGAGGCGGUGUGAACGGGUCAGGGGGAAGAGGGUGUAUAAUGGGUCAGAGGGAUGUUCAGAGAAAAUCAAAUCCCUACUAGACCUCCUCUCCACCCUAAAUCGGAUUAUGGCCGAGACGCCCGCCGAGCACGAUCCGAAUCAACGGUUCGGCAACAAGAGCUUUAGGGUCUUCGACAAGAAGGUCGAAGAACAUCUUCUUUCGAAUCCGCCUCAAGACGGAGGUCUGGUGGAUAUCGCCGCCCUGAACAUCGAUACGGCAGCCAAGCCGAAUGCCAAUGCCGACCCAUCAUCGCUCCCGUCAUCGUCAUCACUUUCGUCAUCGUCGCUGCUACCUCAUCCAGAAUCAAGAUCUUCCUUCUUGCCCAACGCUCCUGAACUGCUCAGAUCCACCGUCUUGAGGAUCUGGUUGGAAGGAUCCGCCUUUGGACACUCUUCACGGUUGGAUUAUGGGACUGGACAUGAGCUGGCGUUCGUCCUAGGGUUGUGGGUCUUGGUCAAGGGGGGAUAUAUAGGGAGUGGGAGUGAGGGUGAGGGUGAGGGUGAGGGUGAGCAACGGAAGCAAGGAGAGAAAGGGGAUCUUGAGCUGGAGGAAGACGAUCUGAUCUUAAGGGUCUUCCCUAAGUACCUAACCCUCACCAACGCUCUGCAGACGAAGUACAAGCUAGAACCCGCCGGAUCACAUGGGGUCUGGGGAUUGGACGAUUACGUCUUCUUACCGUAUCUCUUUGGGAGCGGGCAGUUGCUCGGCGUCGAAGGGAUUACUCCGACAAAGACCUUGGAGUUGGCUAAGAGCAAAGAAGCGGUCGACGACAUGUGGACGAUGGCCCUAAGACGGUUGUUCGAAUUCAAACGAGGGCCAUUCUUCGAACAUUCGCCGCUCUUACACAACCUUUCAACCUCGUUCCCGAACUUCAACAAGAUCCACUCGGGCCUGUUCAAGAUGUACCUGGAAGAAGUGUUGAAUAAACGGGUCGUCGUCCAGCACCUACCGAUACCGAAUUGGGUCUGGGAGCGAGAGGCGGGGCGGUGAGGUUCGAGAUUAGGAUGUUUGCAGGGAAGGUAUGGAUACGAUAGAUGAAAGGGGGCAUUGAGGGUUUGUAGAUGACCUAGAGCGGGUUGUACGAUGUGACGAUGACUAUACCCUGAAGGACGCUUCGAAAUGUGGACUCGUCGUAAGGAACCACGUCGGUCAUUAACGCUGCGACGCAUGUCUCGCCGUCACGGAGCACAAGUAGAACGUAAACCC